UUCACAUCCUAUGUUAACACACCACUUCUUUCUCUCCUCGACUUCAUCUCUCUGAUCUUUCAAAAGAAAUGUCACAGAGGAAAGAGAGUAUAGUGAUGCUCCCAUUCAUGGCACAAGGCCAUAUCAUACCUUUCUUAGCAUUAGCCCUUCAACUAGAUCAAACGAAGAAGUAUACCAUAACCUUUGUGAACACUUCUCUUAACAUCAAGAAACUAAGACCAUCAAUCCCUACAAACUCUUCCAUUCACCUUCUUGAAAUACCUUUAGAUAGCUCAGUCUAUGGCCUGCCUCCAGGCACUGAAAACACUGACUCUAUUCCUUACCAUCUUAUAGCCAACUUUCUCGAAGCAUCUUUGUCUCUCAAACCUGCUUUCAGGAAAAUCAUUUCUGAUCAUGUUAAGGAACAAAAGGGCCAUCCACCAUUCUGUAUAAUCACAGACAUGUUCUUUGGCUGGUGUGCAGAGAUUGCACAUGAGUUUGGUGCGUUUCAUGCUAUAUUUAGUGGAUGUGGAGGUUUUGGUUUCGCUUGUUACUACUCUCUGUGGUUAAAUCUGCCUCAUCAGAACAAUCUCUCCGAUGAAUUCACUUUACCAGAUUUCCCUGAAGCUUCUACAAUUCAUGUUACACAAUUGGCAGAAAAUCUGAAAGAGGCCAAUGGCAGAGAUCUCUUCAGUGUGUGUCUGCAGAACAUGCUUCCUGAAUGCACGAAUGCUGAUGGGAUUUUGGUGAACACGGUGGAGGAGCUUGACAAAGUUGGGUUGGGAUAUUUUCGGCGUAAAACUGGGAAACCAGUUUGGCCAAUUGGGCCAGUACUCCUCUCCAAUAGGAGCCAAGAUCAAGCUGCAAUUACACCUGAGCUAUGUAAACACUGGCUUGAUACAAAACCUGCGGGCUCAGUUCUAUACAUAUCAUUUGGUUCACAGAACGUAAUAUCUGCAUCCCAGAUGAUGGAAUUGGCAAUGGCAUUGGAGGCUUGUGGCAAAAAUUUUAUCUGGGUUGUCAGGCCACCUAUCGGCUUUGACAUCAACAUGGAAUUCAAAGCAAAAGAGUGGUUGCCUGAAGGAUUUGAAGAAAGAAUGGAAUAUUCAAAAAGAGGGUUGUUAGUGCGCAAGUGGGCACCCCAGGUGGAAAUCUUGUCUCACAAAUCCGUAUCAGCAUUUUUGAGUCAUUGUGGCUGGAACUCGGUUCUUGAAUCUUUAAGCAAUGGUGUGCCGUUGAUUGGGUGGCCAUUGGCAGCAGAACAGUUCUACAAUGUCAAGCUCUUAGAAGAACAUAUUGGAGUUUGUUUGGAGGUGGCUAGAGGGAAAAGCUGUGAGGUUCGGCAUGAAGAUAUAGUGAAAAAGAUCAUGCUGGUAAUGGAUGAGACGGAGAAGGGUAAUGCAAUGAGAAGGAAAGCUCGUGAGGUUAGGGAUAUGAUUAUUGAUGCUGUUCAAUAUGAGAAUGAUCAUAAGGGUUCCUCUGUCAAAGCCAUGGAUGAGUUCCUGGAUGCUGCCUCGCUGAUGCGAGAAGGGAAAAAAUGGGCGGCCGAUCGUGGGGUCUAAAGUCUACGCAGUAGAAAACGUCCUGUCUUGGCAACAACAAUAUCUUUCUGUAUGAGUCGUCCUUGGAUCGACAUUACAUGUGUGUUGAUCUUCCUCCAAUAAUUACAAGUUCAUUUUCUUUUCUAA
Molecule: messenger RNA, 1667 nt
Organism: Populus trichocarpa (black cottonwood)
Lineage: Eukaryota; Viridiplantae; Streptophyta; Magnoliopsida; Malpighiales; Salicaceae
Product: UDP-glycosyltransferase 92A1
Exons: 1
Coding region: 69-1541 (490 amino acids)
Molecular function (GO): UDP-glycosyltransferase activity
Source: RefSeq, a predicted model, not a curated record